CUGAAUUUCGUUGGUCCAAGCCUUGAACAUCAGAUUCCCAAAAAAACACAGAUUUUCUUUUCCAGUUUGUGAGUAAUUUUUGUUGAGAGUAUGGCGAUGGAAAACAUGAACGGGCAGAUUGUUAACGCAGCGACCGGAGAGCCGAUGAAAAUGAAAAAUUGUCACCAAUGUCAUAAAAUGAGAUCGGAUGCUGAUGGAAAUUGCGUGACCAAGAAGGGAGCCACGACAUGUGUGUUGAAGUAUUGUCCUAAGUGCCUGUUAACCAGGUACGGAGAGAUCGGAGAGGAGCUGGCGGUGAAUGAUAAUUGGGUUUGUCCCAAAUGUAGGAAAAUUUGCAAUUGUAGUUGGUGCAGGUAAGUCAAAAUCAUCCAGUAUAUAUAGGCCGAGACUUUUAUCCGAGAUUCGGAUUCGAUCCGAGAUUCGAUCCGGAUCCGAUCCGAAAAUUCGGUUAUCUGGAGGGACCGAAUACGGAUCCGGAUAGUAAAAUGUUGGAUCCGUCAAAGCCAGAUCCGGAUCGGGAUACCUUUAUUUUUUAG
Brassica oleracea var. oleracea is the source of this 536-nucleotide messenger RNA. Its product is annotated as cell division cycle-associated protein 7-like. Gene Ontology annotation, cellular component: nucleus. Gene Ontology annotation, biological process: regulation of DNA-templated transcription. The transcript is spliced from 3 exons. Bases 91 to 357 code for a protein of 88 amino acids. The record is from RefSeq and is a predicted model, not a curated record. NCBI's taxonomy places the organism in Eukaryota, Viridiplantae, Streptophyta, Magnoliopsida, Brassicales, Brassicaceae.